AGAAUCUUGAAGAUACCAAACCAAAUACUCCUUAGUUUUUCUCUUUAUACCAAAAAAAAAGAAAAACUUUCAUGAGUUGUCUCUUCAUGCCAAGCUCAUGUGUGUGUGAAUGAGAGAAAAUUAGUUUACUUAUCUUUUAUUUGUGUUUUGUUCAUCCGAUUUGUGAGCUAAAAUUUUAGUCAUGGUGGCUAAUUCUUGGCUCACAUCUCUUGAUUGUUCUGUUUCUUCAAUCCAAUCUUUAGAUAAUUCAUCUUUUUCUUCUCUUGUUUUAACUUGGUUUAAGUUCAUUUUUCUUUCGCCAUGUCCUCAGAGGAUUCUGUUAUCUUCUAUUGAUCUGUUUUUCUUGUUUGUAUUACUCUUAUUAGGGGUUAAAAAGCUGUAUUCAAGAUUUAACAAGAAUGAAAAUUCUCUUGAUAAACCUCUUUUAGGUGAUGAAAGGCCUAAAUAUAGGGUUAGUUUUUGGUUCUAUGGAUCUUUGUUUGUUGUAGCUGUUUUAGCUGUAAGUUAUAGUGUUUUAUCCAUAUUAGCCUUUACUAAGGGUGUUCAAUCAGGAUGGGAAAUGGCAGAGGCUUGUUUCAGAUUGAUUCAUGCUGUAACUUAUCUUGCUAUUUUAAUUCUCAUUGUUCACGAGAAGAGAUUUGUUGCUGUUUCUCAUCCCAUCGCACUUCGAGUGUAUUGGGGGGUGAGUUGUGUAAUAGUGUUUCUAUUUGCUGUUACUGCUAUUGUACGUCUUUUUUUUACUGGAACUGAUUUGGUGGUUUUGAGAAUGGAUGACAUAGUUGUGUUGGUUAGUCUUCCUUUAUAUGUGUAUCUUCUUGUUGUUUCGAUAAGAGGAUCAUCUGGGAUUUGUGAAGAUGUUGUGGGAAACGAUGAUGAAUUAAUUUCAAUGGAUUCUAAUGUGAGUGGAUAUGGAACAGCUUCGCUGUUUUCUAAAGCAGUGUGGAAUUGGAUGAAUCCAAUCCUUAGUAAAGGAUUCAAAUCCCCUUUGAAGUUAGAUGAAGUGCCUUCGCUCCCACCUAAUUUUCGAGCGGAAAAAAUGGAGGAAUUUUUCGAAAAGAAUUGGCCUAAGUCAGGUGAAAAUGUGAAGUAUCCUGUACUAACGACAUUGAUCCGGUGUUUCUGGAAAGAUCUUGUUAUAAUUAGUUUACUUGCAAUAGUGCAGUUGGUUGUUAUGUAUGUUGGACCAGUUCUUAUUCAAAGUUUCAUUAAGUUUACUUCUGGGGAUAGAUCAAAUCCUUAUGAGGGGUAUUAUCUAGUGUUGAUUCUAUUGAUUUCAAAAGUACUCGAAGUUCUUAGUUCACAUCACUUCAGUUUCCUGUCUGAGUUACUCGGAAUGAAGAUUCGAUCAUCCAUUAUCACUACUGUAUACAAGAAAGGGCUGAGAUUGACUUGUUCAUCUAGACAAGCUCAUGGUGUAGGACAAAUAGUGAAUUAUAUGGCUGUUGAUUCGCAACAGCUAUCGGACAUGAUGUUACAGCUGCAUUCUUUAUGGAUGAUGCCAUUACAAAUUGCAGCUUCAUUACUCCUCAUGUACUAUUACUUGGGUGUUUCGAUGUUCGCUGCACUUAUUUUAAUAAUUGCAACUUUGAUCGGUACACUAUGGAUGUCGAGCAAAAGCAAUCAGUACCAAUACCACUUGACGAUAAAGCGUGAUUUAAGGAUGAAGGCAAUAAAUGAACUGUUAGGGAACAUGCGUGUCAUUAAGUUUCAGGCAUGGGAAGAACACUUCAAAGAAAAAAUUCUAUCUUUACGUAAUCAGGAAUUCAAAUGGCUUAGCAAGUUCAUAUACUUGCUUUCUUGCAACUUAUCGCUACUGUGGAGUAUGUCGCAGGUCAUAUCAGCGUUUACGUUUGGAGCUGCAAUCUUUUUCAAAAACCCUUUAGAUGCUGCUACUGUAUUCACAGCAACAACAGUUUUCAGAAUUUUACAGGAUCCUAUCAGAACCUUCCCUCAGUCCCUUAUGACAAUUUCCCAAGCCAUGGUAUCUCUAGGUAGGUUAGAUGGAUAUAUGACAAGCCGUGAAUUGAAUUCUGAUGUUGUCGAAAGACAACAAGGCUGUAAUGGCAGUAUUGCAGUGGAGGUUAAAGAUGGGAUUUUUUCAUGGGAAGAUGAUGGUGAUCAAAUUGUUCUGAAAGACAUAAAUCUUCAAGUUCGAAAGGGGGAACUUGCUGCAAUUGUUGGAAUGGUUGGAUCAGGAAAGUCUUCUUUGUUGGCAUCAAUGCUUGGUGAACUUCACAAAAUAUCGGGAGAGGUAAGAGUCUGUGGAAGCACUGCUUAUGUUGCCCAAACCUCAUGGAUACAAAACUCUACUAUCCAAGAGAACAUCUUGUUUGGUUCACCAAUGAACAACAAAAGAUACAAAGAUGUAUUACGGGUUUGUUCAUUGGAGAAGGACUUGGAAAUUCUGGAACAUGGAGACCAAACUGAGAUAGGAGAACGAGGAAUCAACCUCAGUGGAGGUCAGAAGCAGAGGAUACAACUCGCAAGAGCAGUAUAUCAGGAUCGUGAUAUCUAUCUUCUAGAUGAUAUAUUUAGCGCUGUUGAUGCUCAAACUGGAUCAGAAAUAUUUAAGGAAUGUGUAAGGGGAGCUUUGAAGGAUAAGACUGUUGUUCUUGUCACUCACCAAGUUGACUUCCUUCACAAUGCAGAUCUUAUAUUGGUGAUGAGAGAUGGUCAGAUUGUGCAGUCUGGGAAAUAUGAUGAGCUUUUAAAAUCGGGUAUGGAUUUUGGUGAUCUUGUUGCUGCA
This is a messenger RNA of Solanum pennellii, 2746 nucleotides long. RefSeq names its product ABC transporter C family member 14-like. NCBI's taxonomy places the organism in Eukaryota, Viridiplantae, Streptophyta, Magnoliopsida, Solanales, Solanaceae. Gene Ontology annotation, biological process: transmembrane transport. The transcript is spliced from 4 exons. The record is from RefSeq and is a predicted model, not a curated record. Gene Ontology annotation, cellular component: vacuolar membrane; plant-type vacuole. Gene Ontology annotation, molecular function: ATP hydrolysis activity; ATP binding; ABC-type transporter activity. The annotation marks the transcript as partial.